Nezara viridula (southern green stink bug) is the source of this 681-nucleotide messenger RNA. The record is from the annotation of a GenBank genome assembly. NCBI's taxonomy places the organism in Eukaryota, Metazoa, Arthropoda, Insecta, Hemiptera, Pentatomidae.
AUGAGCUCGUACCAGUUCGUCAAUUCGCUGGCCUCGUGCUACCAGCAGGCCGGUCGCCCGUCCCCCGAUGGCCCCCAAAGCCCAGACUACUACCCCCAGGUCAGCUACCCCGGCUGCUACUCUCCGCAGCAAUAUACUUCAGGCUACAUGCAACAGAGUCCUUCCGGGAUGAUGGACUACACUCAGCUGCACGGCAGCAAUCACCAGCGCCUCGCUUCACACUUGCAGCCCCUAGGGCACCCAGCGGGUCCGGUAUCACCCGCUCUUAACAAUAACACAGUGACAAACCUGUCGGGAUCCACGUCCUGCAAGUUCGCUGACAGUACCACGACAAGUUCCGGGAUCGCCUCCCCGCAGGACCUGACCACGUCCUCCAGCGGCCCGGGAGGUCCGAGGAGCACGCCUCCGAAGACUGGACUUCAUUCGCCGUCCGGAGCGCGGGCCCCGUCGGCUCCGGCCCCGACAUCCCAGACGUCUUCUUCCCCGGCUUCUUCAAUAUCAUCAUCAUCGUCCACGACUCAGGGAACUGCCGCAAAGAGUCCCGCUCAACCGGGUCAGAACCCGCCGCAGAUAUAUCCCUGGAUGAAGAGAGUUCAUCUUGGACAAAAGCGCCCACACCUAAUACGGUGGCCUGAAGAACCUUUCGAAAGACAAAUGACCCACGAGUGGGGUGCCAAUUAA